AUGUUGGUAUAUGGCACCGACGCUGUGAUACCCGCAGAGGUCGAGAUACCAUCCUUAAGAGUCAUCCAAGAAGCCAAGUUAGACGAUACAGAGUGUAUAUGGUUCAGACAGGAGCAACUCAUGCUCAUUGAUGAGAAGAGAAUGGAUGCAGUAUGCCAUGAUCAGCUAUAUCAAAAUAGGAUGGCCAAUGCAAUUAACAAAAGGGUGAAGCCUCUCCAGUUUACACCGGGGCAAUUGGUUCUGAAGAAAAUCUUCCCCCACCAGGAAGAAGCUAAAGGAAAGUUAGUUUUGAAUUGGCAAGGUCCUUACGUGGUCCACCGAGUGUUGUUGGGUGGAGAUCUAAUCUUGGCAGAGAUGGACGAAAGGCUUACAGGCAUGAUUGUGUUUUCCUUCAAGUCAAUCGCUCCCAUCAAGCGGAGAUACUUUACAUUUUCAGUGCAAAGAUCUCCCAACAAGCCUCUCGCAUUUUACAAGUCAAUUGCUCCUAUCAAGCGGAGAUACUUUACAUUUUAA
This is a messenger RNA of Nicotiana attenuata, 513 nucleotides long. RefSeq lists its product as uncharacterized. The record is from RefSeq and is a predicted model, not a curated record. NCBI's taxonomy places the organism in Eukaryota, Viridiplantae, Streptophyta, Magnoliopsida, Solanales, Solanaceae. The coding region runs from base 1 to 513 and encodes 170 amino acids. The transcript is spliced from 2 exons.